Molecule: messenger RNA, 528 nt
Organism: Caenorhabditis angaria
Lineage: Eukaryota; Metazoa; Nematoda; Chromadorea; Rhabditida; Rhabditidae
Source: the annotation of a GenBank genome assembly
AUGGAAUUGGUUUACUGUUUCAAAUGUAAAAAAUAUACUGAUACUACUGACAUAUUUAAUGUUGAAACAAGCUCGAAACGUUCUAUGAUAAAAGGGUUAUGCCAAGAUUGUAAAACAAUGAAGUGUAAGCUAAUUCCAACAAUCACAGGAGGUUCUGGAUUAGGAGAUAUCAAGGAGGUUAAAAUUAGUGAAAAAUCUAAAAUUCUUAGACAAUCCACAAGUUCCGAAGGUGAAAGAGAUCUUUUGGAAAAAGCUUAUUAUUCUCCUAAAACAGGUUUCUGCGGUAUCAAUGAGUUAUCAAGAAUAACAAAGGUGUCACAGAAAAAGGUUAAAGAGUUCCUGAAUGAACAAGAUGUUUACACUCUACACAAACCAGCUAGGAAGAACUUCAAGAGCCAAAGAGUUUACUUCAAUGGAAUUGAUGAUCAAUGGCAAUCAGAUCUCGUAGAAAUGAUUCCCUACGCGGAAAAAAAUAAAGGUUAUAGAUAUCUUUUAACAAUUAUAGAUUGUUUCAGUAAUUAUAGGUAA